Molecule: messenger RNA, 1590 nt
Organism: Cordyceps fumosorosea ARSEF 2679
Lineage: Eukaryota; Fungi; Ascomycota; Sordariomycetes; Hypocreales; Cordycipitaceae
Product: T-complex protein 1, beta subunit
Exons: 4
Coding region: 1-1590 (529 amino acids)
Biological process (GO): protein folding
Cellular component (GO): cytosol; chaperonin-containing T-complex
Molecular function (GO): ATP-dependent protein folding chaperone; ATP binding; ATP hydrolysis activity
Source: RefSeq, a predicted model, not a curated record
AUGUCGUUUGCACCUACACAAGUCUUUGCGGAGGGGACCACCGAGGAAAAGGGUGAGAAUGCGCGUCUCGCUGCCUUCGUCGGGGCCAUUGCCGUCGGCGACCUGGUGAAGAGCACUCUCGGUCCCAAGGGUAUGGAUAAGAUUUUACAGUCUGCAUCCACCGGUGAAGUCAUGGUCACCAACGACGGCGCCACCAUUCUCAAGUCGAUUGCCCUCGACAACGCCGCCGCUAAAGUUCUUGUCAACAUUUCGAAAGUGCAAGAUGAUGAGGUUGGUGACGGUACAACCUCAGUUGCCGUCCUCGCUGCCGAGCUGCUUCGCGAAGCCGAGAAGCUCAUCGACAAGAAAAUUCACCCCCAGACCAUCAUCGAAGGAUACAGAAUAGCUAGCCAGGCAGCCCUCAAGGCUCUUGAGGCCUCCGCCGUCGACCACAGCAAAAACCCCGACGCGUUCCGCAAAGACCUCGUCGCCAUUGCCCGCACAACCUUGAGCUCCAAAGUCCUCGCCCAGGAUCGCGAGCACUUUGCCGAACUCGCUACCGAUGCCGUCCUCCGACUGAAGAAGUCCUCUGACCUAAGCCACAUCCAAAUUAUCAAGAAGCCCGGUGGUAAGCUGAGUGACUCGUAUCUGGAUGAAGGCUUCAUCCUGGACAAGAAGAUUGGCGUCAACCAGCCGAAGCGCCUGGAGAAAGCCAAAAUUCUUGUCGCCAAUACCUCCAUGGAUACCGAUAAGAUCAAGAUUUUUGGCGCCCGCGUAAAGGUUGGCUCGACUUCCAAGCUUGCUGAGCUUGAAAAAGCCGAAAAGGAUAAGAUGAAGGCCAAGGUGGACAAGAUCAAGGCCCAUGGCAUCAACUGCUUCAUCAACAGACAGUUGAUCUACAAUUGGCCCGAGCAGCUCUUUACAGAUGCCGAUAUCAUGUCUAUCGAGCACGCCGACUUUGAUGGCAUCGAGCGUCUGGCUCUCGUCACCGGCGGCGAGAUUGCUUCUACCUUUGAUCACCCGGACCAGGUCAAGCUGGGGCAGUGCGACCUAAUUGAGGAGGUCAUCAUCGGCGAAGACACAUUGAUCAAGUUUUCUGGCGUCUCUGCUGGCGAGGCCUGCACUGUUGUUCUCCGUGGUGCCAGCGAGCAUCUUCUCGACGAAGCUGAGCGAAGCUUGCACGAUGCCCUGGCCGUUCUAUCACAGACUGUUCGGGAACCCCGUACCACACUUGGAGGUGGCUGUGCCGAGAUGCUGAUGGCAAAGGCUGUGGAGGGCGCUUCGACAAGGGUCGAGGGAAAGCGCCAAAUGGCUGUUAACAGCUUCGCCACUGCGUUGACGCAGCUGCCCACAAUCCUCGCUGAUAAUGCGGGCCUGGACUCGAGUGACCUAGUGGCACGUUUGCGCAAUACAGUGUACAAGGGCAUGUCUACAUACGGGCUUGACCUGAUGACACCUGGCGGCGGACUUGCCGACAUGCGAGAUCUGGGUGUUAUUGAGAGCUACAAGCUGAAGAGGGCUGUUGUGUCAUCUGCCAGUGAGGCUGCAGAGCUCCUGAUCCGUGUGGACAACAUCAUUAGAGCUGCCCCGCGAGCCCGCGAACAGAUGUAA